UUUUUAUCAAGCCGGAGAAAAAGAAGAGAACUUUGAAGCAAACUCACUACACCUGUAAAACUCAGAGGUUUAUAAACAGAGCGUUGCUGCUGCUAGAGUGCCUAGGUUGAGGGUGUCCCUCUGCCAGCCAGCGUAAUUUAGUAUUUGCUCUAAUUCUUCCGGUGAUGCUUGGUAGACUUUGUGUUCGUCACAAACCUUGGAUUAGCUCAAUAACUGUAUUCUCUCACAGCCUAUCGGCGGCUCACCAAAGCCGGUUUGUUCAUAGUUUUCCCAUUCAGGUACAAGUCGCCGCCGAAUUACAUAAGCGUCGACAUCAUUCAACUGCCUGUAGCCUUGGCGGCGCUUUGAACAGCGGCGGCGGCGGCGGCGGCGCGGCCUCCAUAUGGCACGCAAUCCUUCCCUCGGGCCGCGAAGGCGGGGGAUGCGGUUGCCGUCGUCGGAGAGAUGAGAGGAAGCCCGGGGAGGGGUCGUGGAAUGCGGCUUGGGAUGAAAGACCGGCGCGGUGGCUGCACCGUGCUGACUCGGCUUGGCUGCUCUUCGGCGUUUGCAGCUGCCUUGCUCCGAUUGAAUACUGGACGGACAAAUGUGCAAAUCCCGAGACGGUUACAGUUGUGGAUGAAGUGGGCAUAACCGACGGUUGCGAUGAUUCCAAUGAGAAAAAAAGUUGCGAAGUGAUAGAGAGUACUGAGAGGUCUGGUGCUGAUUUCAAGGUCAUAGGGAUGCUGGCGGAUGGGAGAUGUUUAUUUAGAGCAAUAGCACAAGGUGCUUGCAUGAAGACUGGGGAAGAAGUCCUGGAUGAAAAUCAUCAAAGAGAACUUGCUGAUGAAUUAAGAGCUCAGGUUGUGGAUGAGCUUCUAAAGAGGCGUGAAGAAAUGAAAUGGUUUGUUGAAGGAGAUUUUGAUGCAUACAUAAAGCAGAUUCAACAGCCUAACGAAUGGGGUGGAGAACCUGAAUUGUUGAUGGCUUCUCAUGUCCUGAAGUAUGUUCCGUAAUUAUCUUUUAUCACCAGUUUUGAGUCAUCAACCACCCUUCUACUGGGAAACUGAUAUCUGUCUUCAUGAUUGAUCAAAGAUCAGGUAAUCUGGUGAACAUAGCAAAUUAUGGUGAAGAAUAUCGAAAGGACAAAGAAAGUGCUAUUAAUGUGCUAUUUCAUUGGUAUGGUCACUAUGAUCUAUUGGAGACUUCCCCGUAGAAGUUAAUAUGUUUGGUAGAAAUUUUCAAUUGAGUUUAUCAUUACUUACCCCGUUGUAAUUUUCAAAAUGGAUGUCUUCCAGCCAAUUGAGAAUAUCAAUAAGGCUCUUUCAGCAAUGACAAUUCAAGCAAUAAGGUUACUACA
Messenger RNA from Mangifera indica (mango), 1336 nucleotides. RefSeq lists its product as uncharacterized. The transcript is spliced from 5 exons. Gene Ontology annotation, biological process: protein deubiquitination. The record is from RefSeq and is a predicted model, not a curated record. Gene Ontology annotation, molecular function: cysteine-type deubiquitinase activity. NCBI's taxonomy places the organism in Eukaryota, Viridiplantae, Streptophyta, Magnoliopsida, Sapindales, Anacardiaceae. Bases 165 to 992 code for a protein of 275 amino acids.